GCCAUCGUGACCCAACGCCGGUGUCCACAUCUCCUCCGCCGUGUUCUCCCUCCCUCUCCAUCGCCAAGGUCGCUGAACGACGGAACGCCAGAAAAAAGUGGGGACGCUGUCAUUCGCCACCUCCACCUCUUUCCUCCGCCGUCACAACCAAAACGCCGAUGCCAUCCUCGGCCAUCCCAAAACCGUCGACCACCGAAUAGCCCGAAGUACCGAGCUUGUCGAGGGGAAGACGCCGGCGGCCGCAUGCCUCUGCACAUGGAGACUGACGGUGCUCGCGACAGCGACAUCGUGGAUCUGCUCUUGUCCGCGGCAGGGCUGCUGCCGGCGGUCGGCCUGAACGGCGGGGCUACGACGGGGAUGGCAUCAGCAUCAUCUGGAUCGGCAAGGAUCGUGUCGCCGGCGAAGAUGGUGGUCAACUGGCGGCGAUGG
Striga asiatica is the source of this 429-nucleotide messenger RNA. The record is from the annotation of a GenBank genome assembly. NCBI's taxonomy places the organism in Eukaryota, Viridiplantae, Streptophyta, Magnoliopsida, Lamiales, Orobanchaceae.